Geosmithia morbida is the source of this 1143-nucleotide messenger RNA. RefSeq names its product sterol-4alpha-carboxylate 3-dehydrogenase (decarboxylating). NCBI's taxonomy places the organism in Eukaryota, Fungi, Ascomycota, Sordariomycetes, Hypocreales, Bionectriaceae. The coding region runs from base 1 to 1143 and encodes 380 amino acids. The transcript has 2 exons. The record is from RefSeq and is a predicted model, not a curated record. Gene Ontology annotation, biological process: steroid biosynthetic process. Gene Ontology annotation, molecular function: 3-beta-hydroxy-Delta5-steroid dehydrogenase (NAD+) activity.
AUGGCGACGAAAUUAAAGGCAGGAGGUGAUCUAGGCCGCGUCAUCGUGGUAGGCGGCAACGGCUUCCUGGGCUCCCACAUCGUGAACCAGGCGCUGGGCGACAGCGACAGCACGGCCAGCUGGACGGCCACGUCGGUCGCGUCGGUGGACCUGCGGUGCGAGCGCAACCGCAACGAGCGGGCCACCUACCACGAGUGCGACAUCACCGACGUCGACAAGCUCACGUCCAUCUUCGAGGAGCUCAAGCCCGACGUCGUCAUCCACACGGCCUCGCCCGUCGCCGCCGACAGCAGCGUCAGCCACGACCUGUUCCGGAAGGUCAACAUCGACGGCACCCUCGCCGUCAUCCGCGCGUCCCAGCAGUCGGGAGCUAAGGCCCUCGUGUACACCAGCUCCGCCAGCGUCAUCAGCGACGACAAGAAUGACCUCAUCAAUGCCGACGAGAGGUGGCCCGUCAUCCGAGGUAGUCAGCAAGGCUCAUACUACAGUGAGACCAAGGCUGCCGCCGAAGAGGACGUCCUGAAGGCCAACCGCCAGGAGCCGUACAAGCUGCUCACCUGCGCCAUCCGCCCGGCCGGCAUCUUUGGCGAGGCCGACGUCCAGACGCUCGCGGGCUUCAUGAACACCUACAAGAACGGCCGCCACAAGGUCCAGCUCGGCGACAACGAGAACAUCUUCGACUUCACCUACGUCGGCAACGUCGCCCACGCCCACCUGCUCGCCGCCCGCCUGCUCCUCGCCACCGCCGCCUCCCCCACCGCGCCCCUCGACCACGAGAGGGUCGACGGCGAGGCCUUCUUUGUCACGAACGACUCCCCCGUCUACUUCUGGGACUUUGCCCGCUCCAUCUACGCCGCCGCCGGCGACCGCUCCGGCACCGACGGCCUCUGGCGCCUCCCCGCCGACUUCGCCUUCCUCCUCGCCUUCCUCAGCGAGACUUUCUCCUGGAUCACCCGCAGGACCCCCACCUUUGGCCGCAAGGCCGUCACCAUGUCCACCAUGACUAGGUACUACAACAUCUCCAAGGCCAGGCGUGUGCUCCACUACGAGCCCGUCUGGACCCUGCGGGAGGGUGUCGAGCGCGGUGUCAAGUGGUUCCUCGACCGGGAUGCCAGGGACGCUGCUGCUGUCGCUGAGAAGUGA